Molecule: messenger RNA, 306 nt
Organism: Colletotrichum destructivum
Lineage: Eukaryota; Fungi; Ascomycota; Sordariomycetes; Glomerellales; Glomerellaceae
Exons: 1
Coding region: 1-306 (101 amino acids)
Source: RefSeq, a predicted model, not a curated record
AUGUCCAACGUCUCGACCACAGCAAAGCCGCCAACCAACAUCGCCUUCAUACAACCAAUGCCCACGCGCAAGCACGAUGCCCUCGACGUUCGGUGUCCGCGCCACUGCAAACAGGCAAGCAUGAACACAGGUUCAUAUCAUGGAAAGAUAAAAAACAGAAGGGGAGAAGGCGACACUUAUCAGUGUAGUUGCCGUAGCCUGUGUCCUUCACCGAAGAAGCCGAGAGCUCUCACCGAAACUUACUUUUGCAAUGAUGCCUUACCGAGCGAGCGGCUGACUUGGUAUGUGAGAUGGCUAAAGAACUGA